UGCUAGCUGUUAGCCUGCCUGCUAACUGCCAGCUAAAGUUAACUGCACUAGUUUCACUUUCUGACAAUCAGGAAUAGAGUCUCUGGCAUGAGCAGGGAUUCCUGGAAAACGAAACUAGAAACUGGUGUUGUAUUUGACACUCGUUAGACCUUAGAUGUAGAAAUUUAAACUCACUCGGGGCGAUAUUGACAACUUGUAGCCGGUGGCGUCUAAAAGAUUUAAUCGCUAACGUUAACCGUCAAACACGCAGGUAUUAGCAAACCAGCUAGCUUUAGCGGCUAGCUGCUAGCCCCCCGCUAGCAUGGACGGCGGCGGAAGCAUGCAAAGUAAUGAGGAGAGAGGAGCAGAGAAAUUAAUGGAUGACUACUUGAAAUCAAUCGGUUUGCAUCGGAAGAAAAUUGCCAAAGACGGGUCGUGCUUGUUUCGGGCUGUCGCCGAGCAGGUGCUGCAUUGCCAAAGCCUUCAUACUGAAGUCCGGGCCAAAUGUGUGGAGUUCCUGAAGCAGAACAGAGAGAGCUACGAGGCGUUCAUUGAAGGCGAUUUUGAGGAUUAUCUGUACAAGCUUCAGGACCCACAGCAAUGGGUAGGAGAGGUGGAGAUCAACGCGCUGGCUGUCAUGUACAAGAGGGAUUUUCAGAUCUUCCAGGAGCCCUGCAAACCACCUGUCAACAUCACAGACAACAACUUCAAGGACAAGGUGCGGUUGUGUUUUCUGAACGGGAAUCACUACGACAGCGUUUAUCCCGUCAGCCACAUUAAGAGCGCCGCCCUCUGCCAGUCCAUCCUGUACGAGCUGCUGUAUGAAGAUGUGUUCAAUGUCGACCGGAGCUUUCUGGGUCUGUGCCAGAGGCCUGCCCGACCCUCUGAUUUGCUGAGUGACGACAACAUGCCCGCCUGCGGUAGCAGUGACGAGUCUGACUUUGACACUGGCGAGCCGCUCUGGGUAGAAAAUGGAACAAACACGACGGCUCCGAGACACAGGGGCCGCGGGCGUGGUCGGCAGUUGCCUGAGAGGGUGAGACGUUCACUGAACCCGACUCUGUUCAGAAACAUAGAGUACGACGUCUGGCACAAGACCAAGAGAGCACAACAGAAGAUGGAUUACCGCAUCGCUGCCGGGAUGCAGUUCACUGUCGGAGACCGCUGCCAGGUUCGCCUUGAUAGUGGUGGGCGGAGCUACAAUGCAACCAUCAAGGAGGUGCCACCCAACAACGGUCCAGUGACCGUUCACAUAGAAGAGCUGGGCAGGAGACAGGUCCCUCUGUGGAGUCUGCGUGCUUCCAAGGAUGAGAACAGCUGGAGCACCGUGGUCAACCGAGACAAAAGGCUCAGCAACGGACAUGGAGAGUGGGAGGAGAGGGGUAAAGGCAGAGGCAGGGGGAAGCAGGUCCCUGCGUCCUCCUCUGUUUCCCCAACAACCGCACCGGGCCCCAGUGGGCGCGUGCAUAAGCAGCACUCCUGGCCCCCGCAGGCCACCGUAGAGGAGCAGGGAGGCGUGAAAGCCAACAGGAAAUCUGUGAGCUCGGUGGAUUCCGCCUUCGGUAUAUCAGAGAAGGAGCGUUUGGCCAGGGAGGAGGAGGAGAGGAAAGGGGUGUUGCUGGAGAUCCAGCUCCGAGACGAGCACAGCUUCCCCGCCCUCGGGGCCCAGUCUGUGAUGCAGGGUGAAGUAGGGAGGAAGAAGGGAGGAGAGAAGAGACGAUCCCAAAGGAACAAGACAGGUGCCGCUGAAGACAUUAGGGCACCGUCUCCCUCUGCUGGUGAAAGACCGAAAUCCUCCACCCCGCCUCUUGCAGCCGCCGCGGCUGCUACUACGAAUACUACUACACCCACCAACCCCACCCUUCAUGCUUCCAAACCUUCUGCGGCUCCGUCUGCAAACUCCAACCCUGUUUGGCUGAGCUCGAUCAAGGCUGCAGCAUCCAGCCUGCCACCCGCCUGUGGUGCCCCGGCAGCUAAAACAAACACACCGUCUUACGCUGUAGCUUCGGCUACACCAAGUUCUCCUGCUGCUGCUGCCACCCCGAACACUAAAGCCUCUGUAACGGGCGGCGCCGUGCCUCACUCUGUCUCACCCUUCCCCUUCCUCACCCCUAGUCUCCCCGCUGCUUCAUCAACCACAGCUUCCCAUGUCCUCCCCUCGUCUUCUCUUCCCCCCUCUUCUUCCUCUCAACAUGGCACCUCCACUUCUUCCUCUCUUCCUCCUAAAUCAUCUGCCUCGCCUCCUGCUUCUUCGCUGCCCCCUCUCACUUUCAUCGCUCCCAUUGCUCCCUCUCCUGCGGCUGCACAGGGCUUCCUCUCGACCUCCUCCCUCCCCCGUUCCUCCCCGCCUGUCUCCUCCCUCCCCCACUCCCCCAGUCCUCCGACCUUCUCCUCCUCUUCCACUCCUAUCCAUCAGGCGGCUCAAGUCCACGAGGCUCCAAAAGUUUCAGCACAAACUCCAAAUUGUUUGCCAAACAUUGGACCUCAGACCUUCCAGAGCCAGGCCUCGCUGCCCCCGAUUCAUCCUCAGGUGUCUCUGCCCCAAAACCACGGCCAGAUCUCUGUGUCCCAGACCCAAACCCAUACCUCGUUAACCCAGAGUGAUAACCAAACUCUGCCUCCUCUGCCCCAAAACCAAAUCUUGAUGCCCCAGAUGCAGACCGAGGCCCAGGCCACUCUCCCUCAGUCCUGUCCUCCUCACCUCCAGCACCAACCUCAGUCCCACACUGAAGUCGACUCUCUGCCACAGACCCAGAUCCAGCCAUCUGUCCUACAGACCUCCCUCCCUCAGUCCCAGGCCUCUGUCUCCCACCUCCCGCCCCACUCUCAGGCCCAGUACCUCUCACAGUCCCAGUGUGAGGUGGCCCAGGUCCAGUCCUCUCACCCAGCUCCAGGAGCUUCCUACCCCCACGCCUCAAUUCCCGUCUCUGCCUCUGUGCAGCCCCAGCAAUCUGCCACCCAUCCUCACCUCCAUGUCCAACCGGCCCAGCCUCCUCACCCCUCCCAAGUCCCGCAUCCCUCCCACACUCUCUCCGCCUCCCCGACCAAUCCCUCUCUCCAAUCCCAGACCCCCAAUACCCAGAAUCAAACAGAGGUCCCACUCACUCCCACCCAGCCUCAGCCUGAGUCUCCGGCUCAUGUCCCUUCCCAGCAGGCGCACCUUCCUCACCCCCCUCAUCAUCCCCAGUCUGCACAUCCCCCACCCCCCCACCAGUCCAUCCCAGGAGCCGUCCCCCUGCAGCAGUUGUCCCAGCUCUACCAGGACCCCCUGUACCCCGGAUUCCCCCAGGGGGAGAAGGGCGAUGUGGCACCGAAUCCACCCUACUCCUCCAGCAAGUCAGGGGACGACCUGCCCCAAGAUAUCAACAUCUUGAGAUUUUUCUUCAACCUUGGUGUCAAGGCCUACUCCAUGCCCUUGUACCCCCCUUACAUAUACCUCCUGCCCCUCCAGCAGGCCCACACAGUUCACCCCAAGCUGCCCUCCCGCUCUCCCUCCCCUACCCCCCCCUACCCUCCCUCCAACCCCCCCACCAGGCACCAGGAGGCGUACCAACACCCCCAUUACCCUCCGACUUCAGCAUCAAUGGCGCCUCAGUACGACCACCAAGCCCCACUCACCGAGCCCCCCCAUCCCAGUGACCCCUCCUUCAGCCAGGCCGGGUACCCCGUCACCCAGCCUCCGCCCCACAGGAUGUCGCUGUCAUGGCAACAGCACCAGAUGCCCCAACACAGAAGCCCAAGCUACCCAGUCGGGUAUCCCGCCUCAAAUCAACCAUAUUCGGUCCCCCAACCCUUGUCUCAGGGCUACCACCCAGGUCAAAGCCCGGGACACACGCUGUACCCUCAGAGCGUGCCUCCGUACCCCCCCUCCUCGCUGGGAUAUCACUCUUCAUCCACCCCUGAAGAGAUUCAGGUGAGCCAGGCGCCAAUGGAGCACCGUCAGCCUGCCAAUGGGGACACAAUGCCUGGCCAAGGGCCCGGCCGAGUCCCUGGUCCUCUGGAAAGUCCUGCUGCUAACAUGGCUAAUGCUAACAAUAGAACAGCGAUGAUACCUGGCUUUGGGGGAGCCAAACUACCAAAUGUUUCAGCGAGUCUUCUAACAGGACGUUUUUCUUUCCCAGCAGCCCUGAAGAAGGAGCAGGGAGAGAGUCUGUCCGGAACAGUGCUGCUGGUGGACCCGCCACUCAACAACAACCCCAUACUGGUUUCAAACCAUAGCAUCAAGGAUGUCUCCGCCUCCAUGACCUCCAUGAAGCCCGGCAGCACGCCCGGCUCUCCUUUACCUUAUGACCUUAUCUCAAAGACGGCCGUCUCCGGUGACGCCAACCCCUCCCGUGGCUAUCGAAACCACCGAAAACCAAUGAACCCCCCCAACCAGUACGUGCCACUGGGGGCACCGGAGCCCAGCCAGGUGAGCUACCUGUCGCCCGUGGGCAUGGCGGAGCCCCUGUUGUCUGUCGGUUGCAGCACAGAGGACGACUGGGAGGAGCCGAUGGGAUUCAAACGGCCGGCCUUGAACCCCAGAGGGAUGAGGAGGAGCCACAGAGGAGCGGGAGCGGGAGGGAGAGGGAGGGGAGGCUACGAUCAAGGGAGGGGGGCAAACAGGAGGAGACAUGGAGGUGAGCCAGGGGCGGGGCUUAACUAUGUCCAAUUUAACAGGGGGCGGGGCCGUGAGAGAGAAUACUAGUUCUCAGCCAAUGAGAUGAAAGGACACAGGAAGGUGUUUUAUUUUUUUCUUUUCUUUGGUUUCUCCUCUUUCUGCCUGCCUCUUUUUGUUUUUCUCUCACCAAUCGUUUCUCGUCACCAUCUGGAUCAUCUGAUUGAUUCCACACAUUGAAAAUGGAUGCCAGAACCAAUCGGGAUCGAUCAGUCGUCUCCACACACACAUCGUCGGGGUAAAACCUGAGACUCCAUUCGUGUAUUUAGAUGCGUUAAGAUGCUCCAAGCUCGUUGCGGAAAUACGAACACUAUCGGAUCUUCUUUCUUCAUCAUUAGCUAGCUCGUUAGCGUAGCAUGUCAGCAAGUGCAAGUAUACAUCUCGUCGUGCAUUUCUCAGCAGUUAAACCACAAACACACGAUUGAAUGGAUUUAAAGAUUCAAGCGUAAGGUGUGUUUUGAGCACUACGAAACAUGUUCAGUGUAGAGCUGCGUUGAGUUUGCCGCCAUGUUGAUGUGACGUUUGGGGAGAAAAUAACUUAAGAGCUUGAGUUUUAUACUUUGCAUUUGUCUUUAUAGGAAUAGUUGGGACAUUUUGGGAAAUUUCUUGCCAAGAGAAAAUUGAUUUCACUCAAAUUUCAGUAUGCUACAUGUGUAGCUAUGGCUGCUUAGCAUAAAGACUGUAAACGAUAGGAAACGUCUAGCUUGGCUUUGUAACAGACUCCAUCUCUAAACCACAAACUUUAGUAUAAAACCAACAGUUUGUGGUUUUACUGGGCGUUAUGUGCCAGCUCUUCCCCCUGUUUCCAGAUUUUGUGCUAUGCUAAGCUAACCAUUUUCUAGCUAUGGCUUCAUAUUUAAUGCAUAAACAUCAGAGCGGUAUCAAUCUUCUCAUCCAGCAAUACUUCAAAUAAAAAUGUAGAAGUGUUCAUUUAACCGGACGUCAAAUUUCAGACACUCUAGUGUCUCUUGAACGCAGCAUUAUUGAGAGCUUAGCAUGUCCAUAAAGCAUCAGACAUUUAAACAUAUUUUGAGCGAGCUUUCAGAGUUGUGCUGCUGCAGCCGCUGCCAUAAAACUACAGCAAUAUUUAAAGGACGCUGGUUUGUGUGUGGACUAAAUGUUCGUCUGUCCUGUUGCCCUGCGAGUCUCGUGUCCUUUUCCUGUUGUAAAAUUGUCUCGUUUUUCUUCUUGCUGGGUUAAUUUUUCUUUCUCUCAUCGACUCGGAAAAACACUUAGAGAUUCAGUGCCUUACGUUUGCUACUUUUUACUGCCUCAUUUCUUUUUCGUCUUAGUUUGAGAUGCACUGCUGUACAGAACAAAUGCUGUUAUUGUUUGUGUUGGAUUUUUCUAUGUGGUUGAAUAAAUAAAACUUUGGUUCCGA
This is a messenger RNA of Micropterus dolomieu (smallmouth bass), 6017 nucleotides long. RefSeq names its product OTU deubiquitinase 4 (gene otud4). Bases 302 to 4666 code for a protein of 1454 amino acids. Gene Ontology annotation, biological process: regulation of protein K48-linked deubiquitination; negative regulation of interleukin-1-mediated signaling pathway; negative regulation of toll-like receptor signaling pathway. The record is from RefSeq and is a predicted model, not a curated record. NCBI's taxonomy places the organism in Eukaryota, Metazoa, Chordata, Actinopteri, Centrarchiformes, Centrarchidae. The transcript has 21 exons. Gene Ontology annotation, molecular function: cysteine-type deubiquitinase activity; K63-linked deubiquitinase activity.